Molecule: messenger RNA, 1059 nt
Organism: Triticum aestivum (bread wheat)
Lineage: Eukaryota; Viridiplantae; Streptophyta; Magnoliopsida; Poales; Poaceae
Exons: 3
Coding region: 43-363 (106 amino acids)
Source: RefSeq, a predicted model, not a curated record
ACUUGGUCCACCCCCCACCCACACCAAACUGGAAAGAGAGCAAUGGCGACGACGGAUGCCGGAGGCGGCGACUUCGAGUUCUUGUUUCCCUUGCUGGAUCUUGGUGGCGGCAAGGCUAUACUGGGCAUUGUAGCCACCAAAACUCUCGCCUGCACAGCCGCCCAGUCGAGCAUUGCUGAUGUAGGCGACGCUGUGAUGACGGUGCAGCUAGAUUUGAACAGAAACUGCGAAGGCCUCAGCUUGUCGGCGUCAACCUCAAAGCAGUCAGAAGGCAAAAACGAUCCUCAAGCCCCUUGCUGGAGAAAGAGGGUGUAUCAAAAAGAAGUAACACACGGUCUUGCCGAUGUAGAUGCCCAUCAAUGAUAAGGUUGCUACGCUCAAAGGACAACGGGUGGUACAUCAACGAGCACAGGACACUCCACAAUCACUCUCUGACAGAUAAGUGUGGACAGAAAAUAUACUGCCCCUCGCAUAGACAUAUCGACAUUUACACACGAGAUGUUAUCAAGCAGUUGCGUGAAAAUAAUAUUAGCAUUGGCAAAGUGUACAACAUAAUUGGCAGUUUCUUUGGCUCCAUGAGCAGUGUGCCUUUCCGCAAGAGAGCUUUGAGGGGGCUUUGUGGAGAGAUUAGCCGAGAUCAGGCAGACGAUGACGUCAGAAAGUUUUUGCUGAGUUGGGAUCCAAAGAUUCUGGGUUGUAUACAGAGUACAACGGGAUGCGGACAGCCGCAUACGAAAUCUGCUAUGGUCGACAGGCGCAAGCAGGGCACAAUAUCAUUACCUUGGAGAUGCAAUAACUUUUGAUACAACAUACCGUACAAACAUGUAUGAUACGCCAUUCGGUCUAUUUGUCGGAGUCAACAAUCAUUUCCAGAGAGUCAUAUUUGGAGGAGUUUUAGUGAGGGAUGAGACAGUGGAAACAUUUGAAUGGAUGUUCACUGAGUUUGUCCGCAUGAUGGGUGGCAAGCAUCCACAAACCUUGCUAACAAGUGUGCCUGAGUACAAAUUUAUAUUUUGAAAUUCUUCAUUUGGUUUUCUAGCUUGCAUUCUCACAAUACAU